CUCAAUGGGGUUGGGGGGGCUGAGAAGGCGGGGGAGGGGAACCUCUCUGGAGCCUCGCCCAAACGUUCAAAACACUAGGAAAUGUAGCGUUCCGCGCCGCUCCAGGAAGUGACGUUAGUGCUAGACACGCCAACCGGAACUUGCUCCCCGGCUCUGCGUCAACCCCUGCCACAGCGACCCUCUCAGGGGGUGUCGCAAAAUUGUCGCCCAGCCCGAGUCCGCUCGGUUCCUGUCUGGCUUUGGGUCGUCUCCUCUUCUGGGUCGCCAACUGCGGGUGUCAGUCGGCGGCAAAAUGGAGGACGUCGCGAUCUGGGAGGCGGACCAGAAUGGAGACCAGACUGGCGUCCCCAGGAACGGGUCUUCGCCAAGCGCUGAAAAACUUGCCAUGUGGUGGCAUCAGCAAGUUGAUUUUCAUUCUGCCUUCUUAUGCUAUUUGGCACAAACUGUACCAGACAUUUACUUUGAUGAAAUAGACCCAGAAUUGGAAAAACAGGAAGAAGCUGUUCAAAUGAUGAUAUUAACUGCACUGGAAUGGUACUUAUUUAAAGAAGAUCCAGUUAUUUCCUUAGAGAAAUUGAAACAAAGUGGAGCAUUUCAGCUUUGUGGGAAGGUUUUCAAAAGUGGGGAGACAACAUACUCUUGUAGGGACUGUGCAAUUGAUCCAACAUGUGUCCUCUGCAUGAACUGUUUCCAGAGCAGCGUUCACAAAAAUCAUCGUUACAAGAUGCAUACUUCUACUGGAGGAGGAUUUUGUGACUGUGGAGACACAGAAGCAUGGAAAACUGGCCCAUUUUGUAUAAACCAUGAACCUAGAACAGUAAGGUCUAAUGAGAAUCCAGGAUGUGCAUUGAGUGAAGAGAUAAUUGGCCAAGCCAAGAAGAUAUUCCCUUCAGUGAUAAAAUAUAUAGUAGACAUGACUGUUUGGGAAGAGGAAAAAGACCUGCCUACUCAACUCCAGCUUAGGGAGAAAACUGAAAGAUACUAUUGUGUCCUUUUCAAUGAUGAACACCAUUCUUAUGACCAUGUUAUAUAUAGUCUACAGAAAGCCCUUAAAUGUGAACUUACAGAAGCUCAGUUGCAUACCACUGCCAUAGACAAAGAGGGUCGUCGGGCUGUUAAACUAGGAUCUUGUGUGCAUUGUCGAGAAGCAAAGGAAAGUAUCAAGUUUCAUUCAGAAAAUGUUUCUCAGCAUCCACUUCAUGUAGAAGUCCUACAUGCUGAUGUUAUGGCUCAUCAGAAAUUUGCUUUGCGUCUUGGUACCUGGUUGAACAAACUUAUGAGCUAUUCAAGUGAUUUUCGGCAAAUCUUCUGCCAGGCCUGCCUCCAAGAAGAUGUUCCUAAUGAUCCCUGCCACAUAAGCAGGUUAAUGCUUUGGGAUGCAAAGCUUUAUAAAGGUGCACGGAAGGUGCUUCACGAAUUGAUCUUCAGCAGUUUUUUCAUGGAAAUAGAAUAUAAAAAACUCUUUGCCAUGGAAUUUGUGAAGUUUUAUAAACCACUGCAGAAAGACUACAUCAGUGAUGAUCAUGAUAGAAGUCUCUCUGUGACUGCAUUAUCAGUUCAGAUGUUUACUGUUCCUACUCUGGCUCGCCAUCUCAUUGAAGAGCAGAAUGUUAUCUCUGUCAUUACUGAAACACUGCUAGAAGUUUUACCAGAAUACUUGGACAAGAACAACAAAUUCAACUUCCAGGGUUACAGCCAGGACAAAUUGGGAAGGGUAUAUGCAGUUAUAUGUGACCUCAAAUAUGUCCUCAUCAGUAAGCCCCCAAUAUGGUCAGAGAAAUUAAAAAUACAAUUUCUUGAAGGUUUUCGAUCCUUCCUGAAGAUUCUUGCAUGCAUGCAGGGAAUGGAAGAGAUCAAAAGGCAAGUCGGGCAGCACAUUGAAGUGGAGCCAGACUGGGAGGCUGCUAUUGCUAUUCAGAUGCAGUUGAAAAACAUUCUUUUAAUGUUCCAAGAAUGGUGCGCUUCUGAAGAAGAGCUUUUAUUAGUGGCUUAUAAAGACUGUUUUGAAGCUGUGAUGAAAUGUACUUUGAGUAACAUUUCUCAUGAAAAGUCUGUAAUUUAUUUGUAUGGCCACACUUUGGAAUACAGGCCUUACAAGGUGUCUGUAGAUCCUGUCAGCAUACAUUUGCCCCUCUCUAGGACACUUGCUGGUCUUCAUGUUCGUUUAAGUAAGAUCGGAGCCUUUUCAAGACUGCAUGAAUUUGUGCCUUCAGAAGAUUUUCAAGUGGAGCUGCUGAUAGAAUAUCCCUUGCGUUGUCUGGUUUUGGUUGCCCAAGUUGGGGCUGAUAUGUGGCGAAGAAAUGGUCUGUCUUUAAUUAGCCAGGUAUUUUAUUAUCAAGAUGUUAAAUGCAGAGAGGAAAUGUAUGACAAAGAUAUCAUCAUGCUUCAGAUUGGUGCAUCUUUGAUGGAUCCCAACAACUUCUUGUUAUUGUUACUUCAGAGAUAUGAACUGAUUGAUGCAUUUAAGAAGUUUGUCCCUUCCAAGGACCAGGAUGUGGUUAAACAAUAUAAUUCACUAAUAGAAGAAGUGCUUCAGCUCUUCAUCUACAUUGUGGGAGAGCGUUAUGUGCCUGGAGUGGGUAAGGUGAACAAAGAAGAGGUUCUCAUGAGGGAAAUUAUCCAUUUACUUUGCAUUGAGCCCAUGCCUCAUAGUGUCAUUGCCAAAUCCUUACCAGAGAAUGAAAACAAUGAAACUGGCUUAGAGAACGUCAUUAACAAAGUGGCCGUAUUUAAGAAACCUGGUGUAUCAGGUCAUGGAGUUUAUGAACUGAAGGAAGAAUGCAUGAAAGAAUUCAAUAUGUUUUUUUAUCACUACUCCAAAACACAACACAGCAAGGCUGAACAUAUGCAGAAGAAAAGGAAAAAACAAGAAAACAAGGACGAAGCACUACCACCACCACCACCUCCUGAAUUCUACCCUGCUUUCAGCAAGGUGGUUAACAUUCUCAACUGUGAUAUCAUGAUAUACCUUCUUACAACCAUACUGCGUAGAGCAGUGGAAUUGGAUAGUCACUUAUGGACUGAAGCUAUGAUCCAGAUGGCAUUUCAUCUUCUUGCUCUGGGUCUGCUUGAAGAGAAACAACAGCUCGAAAGAGCUCCUGAAGAAGAAGUGACAUUUGACUUUUACUAUAAGGCUUCACGGUUGGCAAGUUCAUCUGGAAAUUUUCAGAAUAUACAAACACUUUUGGAAAAACUGAAAGGAGUUCCCCAGUUGGAAGCUCAAAAGGACAUGAUAAUUUGGAUACUACAGAUGUUUGACACAGUGAAACAAUUGAGGGAAAAAUCUAGUUUAUCGGUAGUAACUGUAUCGGGAUCAGAACAUAUCAAGAGUGAUGAGACUGUGCAGGAUAAAGAAAAGGCAGAACGCAAGAGAAAGGCAGAAGCUGCUAGGCUGCAUCGCCAGAAGAUCAUGGCACAGAUGUCAGCCUUACAGAGGAAUUUCAUUGAAACUCACAAAUUAUUAUAUGAGAAUACCUUAGAGCUACAAGGGAAAGAAAAUUCCAUUGUAGAGGAAGAGAGUGAGCCUAUGGCCAUUGACUACUCUAGAAUUGCAUUGGGACCUAAACGUGGUCCUUCUCUUAGUGAAAAGGAAAUGCUGACCUGUAUUCUAUGUCAAGAGGAGCAAGAAGUAAGAUUAGAAAAUACUGCCAUGGUUUUAUCAGCCUGUGUCCAGAAAUCUAGUGCUUUAACACAGCAGAGGGGAAGGCCUCAGGAACUCUCAGGGGAAACACAAGAUCCACUCUUCAUGGAUCCUAACCUGACAUGUGGAACCCACACUGGCAGCUGUGGCCAUGUCAUGCAUGCAGUCUGCUGGCGGAAAUACUUUGAAGCUAUACAGAUUAAUUCUCGUCAGCGCCUUCAUGUUGAGUUUUUUGACUUGGAGAAUGGAGAAUAUCUUUGUCCUCUUUGCAAAUCUUUGUGCAAUACUGUGAUCCCCAUUGUUCCUUCACAGAUACAAAAUAUAAACAGUGAGAAUGCAGAAGCUGUUGCUCAACUUUUAUCCAUGCCACGGUGGAUAGAAACUGUCAUGGCCCGAAUAUCAGGUUACAGUAUGAAAAAUGCUAAAGGGGAGAAGCCAAAAGUUUCAGUCUUGGUCAGUCAAGGAAUGGGUGAUACUACUUUAGAGUUUCAUUCUAUACUGAAUUUUGGAAUCCAGCCUUCAGUCAAAUUCUCUAGCAGCAUAAAAGAGAUGUUGGUUCUCUUUGCCACAACAAUUUAUAGGGUUGUACUGAAGGUGCCUCCUGAUGAAACUGAUCCUCGGAUUCCUGCAAUGACCUGGGGCACCUGUGCUUUCACCAUCCAGUCUGUUGACAACCUGCUGAAAGAUGAAGGCAAACCUCUGUUUGGAGCCCUUCAGAAUAGACAGCACAAUGGCCUGAAAGCAUUAGUACAGUUUGCUGUGGCACAGAGGAUUACCUUUCCUCAGAGCGUGAUACAGAAGCAUCUAGUCCGUCUCCUAUCAGUUAUUCUUCCUAACCUGAAAUCUGAAGAUACACCAUCCCUUCUUUCUGUAGAUCUGUUUCAUGUAUUGGUGGGUGCCAUUUCAGCUUUCCCAUCUUUGUAUUGGGAUGAUGCUGUUGCCUUGCAGCCUUCAUCACUUAGCUCUUCCUACAACCACCUGUAUCUCUUCCAUUUGAUCACAAUGGCUCAUAUAUUCCAGAUACUUCUCAGCAUAGACACAGAUAACCUGCCUGCCGAGUUACAAGAAGAUAGUGAGGAGGCUCGUUUUGCAUCUUCUCUCUACUCAGAAAUUUCACAGUAUUUUGGUGGAUGCAUCAGCUGUGAUGUUCCUGGUUGGUAUUUAUGGGAUUGUGUGAAGAAAGGCAUUACCUCUUACCUUCGAUGUGCUGCUUUGUUUUUCCAUUAUUUGCUGAAAGUGCCACCACCUGAAGAACUACAGUCAGAUUGUGAGGAAAGUCAGUUCAAUGCACUCUGUAGUUAUUUAUCCUUACCCACCAAUCUGUUCCUGCUUUUCCAGGAAUAUCGGGAUACUAUAAGCCCCUUGCUCCAGAGGUGGUGUUCUGAUCCUGCCUUACACAGCCUUUUGAAAGGAAAAAACACUGUGGUCAGGUAUCCUAGAAAAAGAAAUAAAUUGAUAGAACUUCCAGAAGACUAUAGCUGUCUCCUGAACCAGGCUUCUCAAUUCAGGUGCCCGAGGUCUUCAGAUGAUGAGCGAAAACACCCAGUUCUGUGUCUCUUCUGUGGGACUAUGUUGUGCUCUCAGAAUAUUUGCUGCCAAGAAAUUGUGAAUGGGGAGGAGGUUGGAGCCUGCAUUUUUCAUGCUAUUCACUGUGGAGCUGGAGUCUGCAUGUUUCUAAAGAUCAGGGAGUGCAAAGUGGUCCUGAUUGAAGGGAGAGCCAGAGGCUGCUUGUUUCCAGCCCCCUACCUGGAUGAAUAUGGAGAAACAGACCCUGGGCUAAAGAGGGGCAACCCCCUGCAUUUAUCUCAUGAGCGUUAUCAGAAACUCCAUUUGCUCUGGCAGCAACAUCGCAUCAUAGAAGAAAUUGCAAGGAGUCAAGAAACUAAUCAGAUCUUAUUUGGAUUCAACUGGCAGUUACUUUGAGUCCCAGUUCCACUGAAGAGUCACAGAUGAAGGCAGUAAUGAAGACAGGUCUGGAAUUACGGACACAUUUAGGAGGACUUGGGGGGAGGGUGGGCAAUAGGGUCAUUCCUCAGUUCCUGAUUCAUGUCUUUCAAUAAAGUAUCCCUUAAUGGAUUUUUGCUUUCAGUCAGCAAGCUUGAUGCCUCACGAUAAAGCAUAUAUUGUAAAACACUGAAGAAAAUCCUCCUCUGCCCCCACAGUUGUUUAAGAUUCUGCUAAUAGUUUAAGGAAAUCAUUUUCCUCUUUAGAGGCUUCCCUUCUUCAAUAAUCAUGCCAGAAAUGGGGGGGGGGGGCAGUGUUGCCGGAUUUCAUAGUUCUUACUGACUGGUGGUAUUUUGGGACAAAAACACCAUCCAAGAAGCUAUUCGAUUUUUUUUUAAAGUCUUUGUGACACCAGCCAUCAAACUAGAACUGCUAAUUCUCAUGAUGACUGUUUCUGGUCUUUUGUCCUUGCUUGACUUUAAUUAACUGGACCAAUAUUUGUGUUAAAAUGGCAGAAGAAAAGCAGCAGUGACAGGAUUACAACUGAACAUCAUAACCAUAUAUCCAAUCAGAAAAAGAACAAUAGAGGACAAGAAUUUUAUUAGAACAGAGGAAAAAUUCCAAAGAGUAAAAGCUGUCAUUUCUCUUCUGGGAAAAUGCCCUAGAUAUGCCACUUGCUGCUGCUACCAGAAAUUAAACUGACUCCCUGCUUAGUCAGAGUUGCCUUCUCUAAUGCAGAUUUUUCUUAGAGCUUUUUUUUUCUUGUAGAACCCUGAGGGUUAGAAUUGUGUAGUCACCUUGAUGUUACAGUAAGUCUUGUAAUUGAUAUGAUGGACCCAGUCCUUUUUAAAACUGCACUUUCCAUUUUCCAGGGCCUAGAUUCUAACAAAAGAUCACAUCCUUUGUCCUGGUGCCAUGAUGUAACUGACAGAAAUCUGCUCUGAUCCUGGUGUUAAGUAGCCAUAGGACCAUAAUAAACAAUUCCCCAUUGAGCAUUCUGUAACAGUUUAUGUCUUCCCAGAAGACUUUAAAUCUUCGAUUCAUUAUUAUGUGUGCAGCCUUUCAUGAACUCCAGUUGUGUGACAGAUACAGACGACCAAAAAAAGCCAUGUGAUCGAUGGUCUGUUUCUCUGUCUUACUGUAACAAGCAGUAAUUGAACCUCCUUGCUUUUAAAUAAUAAUGCCCUUCAGAAUCUGCCUGUAGCUUUCUGGGUUCUUAGCCAUAACUUUUGUAUCGAGGGAAUUUGUUAUGUAAAGCUUUAAGAAAAGGAUAAAUGGAAGCCCUAUGUUAGCUUCCAUGUCUCCUAUGCCUUAGGAGUCUGAAAGAUCUAUUCAGAGAAUGUAUUUUGACCUUGAUGAGGACUGUCUUCCAUUUAUGUAUAAUGGUUUCUUACCCUUUUACUUCUUAUAAAAAUAGGGAAGUUAAAAAUACGUAUACCAGGUGUUUGAGGAUACACAUUUGUAUUUGGCUUUGUGUUUUGUUUUUCUUUUGUUGAGGGAAAGGGAAGAAGAACCUGUCAGAGGUAUCCAAAUAAUCAUGACUAUGAUACUUGAAUAAUUCUACAGCUUUGGUUCUAAGCACUCAAAAGAUAUUCAGAAGAUAACUCAGCAGUAGAAAACUUGUCGAAUUAUGGCAAGUUGGAUGAGGUUUGAAAUGUUCAGUGCUCAGUUGCAUAAAUUCACUGAUAUGGUGAAAAGACACAGAUUUCUUCCUCCUUGGUCUCAUUUACAGUUCAGCAGAUUGCACUAAAUAUUUAGCUGGGAGAGCUGACUAGGUGUCAGGCAAGAACAGCCAGCUGUUGACCUCUGCCCUGAUUUAUGCCCUAUAUAAAUAACAUUAUAAAGCAAAAGCAGAUUCCUCAGAAGGAGAAUUUCUUCCUGCUUUAAUAGUCUUUUCCAUUCAGUUCACCAAUCCUGAUGUUAAGCCAUCAGGCUGCCAGAGGAACUUCCUGGCAGUGGCUAGUAAAAUCUUGACUGCCAAAGAAGCCAUCCUAAGAGAUGAGCACAUAGAGGCCUACUCACGACUUAAGUGUUGGCACUUGCGUGCGAGCUCAGUGUUCAGUGUUGCUAUCAAAUGAGAAGUUUUUAUGUAUGUUAGAAAUCUUAUAGCAGUUUGCACUUGAGUAGUGCAAACAUAGAAAUGCUGCAUUCAGAAGUCAUGAACACAUAAAGUCACUUUUUUUCCUAUUGAACCAGGAACCUGUUCAUGAGGAUGCUCCUAAAGCACGUUUUUCUUAUGACUGGGGAAAUAUGGGGCAGGAGGUCUUUGCAGUAGGAAAAACAUGUUUCUGUAUAGUUAAUUUAUUAUUCUAAUAUAUGAGCUACAAGGUCAUCCAUUAAUGGUCAUUUAUCAUUUCAUAACCUACUAUGCAUUUUGGUUCACUGUGAGAAUACUCUAUGGUGAUUGUAACAUGUUCAUGCCACUGAUUCAGAUUCCAUCCAGAUGAACAGAACUUCAGAAGUUAUUCAAAAUGAUGCAUAUAUUGAUAUCUUUUAUUGCAAAAAUGUAAAUUUAAGACUUGUAUAAUGUUCUUGUGCUUUUUGACAUAAAUAUUGUAUGUGUAUAUUUAAAAAGGAAAUAAAAGUGACUUAUACUCUU
This is a messenger RNA of Phascolarctos cinereus (koala), 8183 nucleotides long. RefSeq names its product ubiquitin protein ligase E3 component n-recognin 1 (gene UBR1). Lineage: Eukaryota; Metazoa; Chordata; Mammalia; Diprotodontia; Phascolarctidae. Gene Ontology annotation, cellular component: cytoplasm; ubiquitin ligase complex. The record is from RefSeq and is a predicted model, not a curated record. Gene Ontology annotation, molecular function: ubiquitin protein ligase activity; zinc ion binding. Gene Ontology annotation, biological process: protein ubiquitination; ubiquitin-dependent protein catabolic process via the N-end rule pathway.